ACGUGACUUAGUUUUCAUCCGUCAUAUCCGCCGUAGAAACGUGGACAAAAAGAAACAAUUUUUUACACAAAAACAGCAGCCGAAGCCCUACAAACAACAAAAAAACCACGGAAUCACCUUAAGAGACCAAAUGUCGGACAAACGCCGGGCUUUGCCGCCGUGGAUGUCAAAAGAGGACGUGGGGUUGAAAGAGAAGCAGCCCCGAAAGACCACCAAGAAGGAAGCCGCACGGGCUAUUUUAUACUGUAUGAACGAAAAAGAGAUGGUGGAAGCUGCUGUCGCAUGUCUGGGACACCAGAAUGUGGUUCUCCGGUCCGGCCAGCAGAUUGAAAGUAAAAUGGAGGAUGCAGCUGGUAAGAAGUACAGGAAAAUGACUUCUUCGUUAAAGAGAGUGAAGCCGGCCACAGAAGCAAUAGAGGAGGCGUGUGAGAAUGUGUCCUACGUGUCGGAGACAGACUUGGACAUAAGCGAGAUGGACACAUUGCCGUAUGCCACCGAUAACCAGGAGCAGAAGGCGGAUUGUGAGGAUCUGGUGUCACCAGCAGCAGUCGCUUGUCUCAGGAAGAACGGCCUGCAGACAGAAAAGGAACAUUUAACCAACAACCACGACAAGGACGAUGCCAUGCGUCUUGUGCGAGAAAUAUUUUUCAGUAGAUAAUGGACUCAGACACAAUAGUAACGUUUUUACAGCAGAGUAUGUAUUGUUUUCUUACAAGCAUCAACAUGCAGCCCACAUGCAUGCACAAACUGUGAAACUUCAUGGCCACCAAUGCCUGUUUGCAGCGGUUACACAGUUAGAGGCUGGUAACUUUCCAACAUUAUCCCGCCCUCUCCCUGUUCCGACUAAGCAAAAUACGCCCUACAUGAUACACAUGUGCACAGGAAAAUGACGUUAUGCUACAAACGCAGUAUGAUUGAAAACAUUAAUGACUUUAUUGGAAUAUAACAACCUUUGCAUCUGUUUUAAAUCAUUUUUGUCAAAAAAAUGAAAAAAGUUUUCAACUCACACUUUUCACCGAAAGAAAAUCCAAGGGCCACUGCUACCACUGCUGGUGUACGCGGAUGGAAAAAAACAUGUCCAAAACAAAGUCAAAUUUAAACAAAAAUGUGGUAAAUUUAUCAAAAGAGAGCAACUAACAAUUUGUUUUUCCCACUCCAGUUUAAAAAAAAACAUUUGCCCAAAUGUGCCUAAAUCAGUAGUGCCCAUUACGUCAAUCAAGAACUGCCGGUGUCAGUCAAUCGUCAGCUAGGCAUGAAAAAAAUAGACCUGAAAAAUAGCGAUCAUCAAUCUUCAGUAUGACGUCACUUUCAUCACUUGAUUGACAUUCAUGGCACCCGAGGGGUCUUGUGAGAUGACGCUGGCUGCUGCCAGCUCAUUAUUAAGAAAAAAUGACCGACAGGAAGGCGAGAAACACUUUUUAUUUCAACAGACUCGCGCGCCGUACCUGUUGUCAAAACUUUAAAGACCGUCCGCACAGUUCCUGUCUUCACAAUAAAUGCUCUGCUUCAUCCUGCCUGCGCUAACAAAAUAUGAGUCUCAGUAAGCUGGCGUGCACCAUGAAUUGAUUAACGUGGACCCCGACUUAAACAAGUUGAAAAACGUAUUCGGGUGUUACCAUUUAGUGGUCAAUUGUACGGAAUAUGUACUGUACUGUGCAAUCUACUAAUACAAGUUUCAAUCAAUCAAUUAAAGCCCAAGCUAGCAAGUUACUGAGUUUGCCGCCAAUGUAUUUAUUGUAAAGUGUAUAAAAAGGAGUAUGGAAGCUGGACAAGUAAGAUGGCAAAAACCAACCACUUUCAUGAGGUAUUUGACAGAAAGGAGGACUUUUUUUCUCCUCCAUUCAAAAAUUUGGACGUUAUCAGCACCACUGUCUGAUUCCUAUCAAUGCAAGUCGUCAGAAUCAGGUAAUACACCAACUUAUAUUCUUGUCUUCGUGAAAGAAAGGAAUCUAUAUGUGUUAAACAUGCUUGUAUUAUCAUUAAACACCUUUAACUUGUUAACAAAAACGUAUUUCAUAAAUAGAUAAAUAUAAAUGAUAUAUAUGAAUGAGGUAGAUCCCCUCCACUUGGUCAAUUGAAAAGUAGCUUGUCUGGCCCAAAUGAAACAAAAAACCCAAAUAAUGAGAACACACUUAAACUAACCAGAUACAUAUGAAAUUAAGUUCAUCAAUUCAGAGCAAUCCGAACACGAAAUAAGUAAAUAGCUCCAACACUUUUCAUUCUCAAAUAUACACUAGCGUGUGAACA
Messenger RNA from Entelurus aequoreus (snake pipefish), 2247 nucleotides. RefSeq lists its product as uncharacterized. The record is from RefSeq and is a predicted model, not a curated record. The coding region runs from base 131 to 658 and encodes 175 amino acids. Lineage: Eukaryota; Metazoa; Chordata; Actinopteri; Syngnathiformes; Syngnathidae. The transcript has 3 exons. Gene Ontology annotation, biological process: negative regulation of double-strand break repair via nonhomologous end joining.